AUGGUCGACUCGGAAACUUCAUCUGCGCAAACAGAGACUCUUCGAGUCCAAUAUUGUCCUCCGCUAGACGAUGCCCUUUUCUACGCCAUCGCGUCCGAGUACACGCUGCCCCAGGAUAGGGCGGCCUUGACGUCGGUCCUUGAUAGUCUGAAGGCCGGGGCCAUUGAACAGGAGGACGCAGAGUUCGAUCCUUCAGGUACAGGAGCUCCUGCAAACCUCAGAGAAGCAACCGACACGUCUAGGUCAAGCCCCGAGGAUACCUUUUCAAACGAUGUCACGAGCAUAACCACUGGUGUCUCCGACUUGCGGUGGAACGACUCAGACGGCCUAGGACAUGAUCUAGACAACAACUCCUCCACCGAGAAGAAGACGGCUUGGCUGCGGCAUGUGUUUCCCAACAUCCCCAAGCGUGAGUUGGGCAGUGUUCUGGAGAGCCAUGCAGGAUCCCUUGACAAAGCAGUCGACGAGCUCCUCAACCUCUCCUUCCUGAACCAAGGGCUGGAAGAAGAACCAGAAGAUGUGCCUGUUUUGAAAGGUGUGGACGGGUUUGCAGAAGAUGCCCUCGCCCAAAGAAAAGGGAGGAAGAAACGAAAAUAUCGGACAAACGAGUCUUCGCGUGCGAGCUCAGCUUCCUCCUCGCCUUAUGAGUCAGAGUCCACUCCUACUAAUGUCUGGGCCACGAUGUCGCAGGAUGUCGACUUCAUUUGUUCUAGGACCAAGCUCCAACCCCAACUAGUGCGGUCGAUAUACCAUUCGAACGGCGCGCGACUAGCAUCUACAAUCCGUGCCCUAGCAAUAAAGGAAGGGGUGGCGUAUAGUAAGUUGGCAGAAGUCGAUCCCAUCCUCGAUCUUCAGAUUGCCGAAUUCCAGAGCCAGUUUGAGCAUGUCCCGAAGUCGCAGAUGUACGGCCUACUGAGCUUAGCCCGAAAUAUACCGUCUGCAGCUCAGGAGUUGUUGGAAGCUAUGUCAGUGCCCGAGAAUGUGCCAACGUCCGGGAGGCUGCAGGAUGCAGCUCAAUAUGCCCCACUGGACCUCAAUGAAGAUGAAGUCUCCGAGAUCGCUCCGAUCGCCACAUCAACUACGGUGAAAGGCCCUUAUCGAGCUUCGGCUGCUAGCAUUCGAAUGGCAGCAGGCCAAAGUUUCAACCAAGCCUCCGCCGCAUAUAAACGAAGCAAAUCUGAUCGCCUUUACGGAGGUGUUGCAGCACAUUACUCAGAGAUUGGACGAGAACGCGUCAGAGCUGCGAAGGAAGCUAAAGCUGCGGAAGCGGACUUGCUCGUGGCUAGACAGUCGUCCCCAAACGUUCUCGAUCUCCAUGGUGUGACCGUUCAAGAUGCGGUCCGGAUUGCCAGCGCGAAAACACAGACCUGGUGGGAUAACUUGGGCGAUGCCAAGUAUGCCACUGGAGGUGGCGGACCUGCAAGAGCCGAACUCAAGAUAGUGACGGGUCUGGGGACUCAUAGCAAGAAUCGUGCGCCGCGGAUAGGGCCGGCGGUGAGUAAGAUGCUUAUGAGAGAAGGAUGGAAAGUCGAGAUAGGCCACGGUGAGUUGACGGUGACGGGUAAGAGCCGUCGAUGA
Messenger RNA from Fonsecaea multimorphosa CBS 102226, 1578 nucleotides. RefSeq lists its product as uncharacterized. The record is from RefSeq and is a predicted model, not a curated record. Gene Ontology annotation, molecular function: ubiquitin binding. The transcript has 2 exons. NCBI's taxonomy places the organism in Eukaryota, Fungi, Ascomycota, Eurotiomycetes, Chaetothyriales, Herpotrichiellaceae. Bases 1 to 1578 code for a protein of 525 amino acids.